Messenger RNA from Sungouiella intermedia, 1059 nucleotides. The record is from the annotation of a GenBank genome assembly. Lineage: Eukaryota; Fungi; Ascomycota; Pichiomycetes; Serinales; Metschnikowiaceae.
AUGCUCAGAGGCAAAUCUCAGAAAGAACUUCUCCUGUUGGCCCGCACAAUUAUCCAGCCUUUGAAACCCUCGUACUAUAAGGGCCAAGCUGGCAAGGUGGCAGUUUUUGGUGGCUGCGAAGACUAUACGGGGGCACCGUUCUUCUCGUGUCAUUCGGCAGCUUUGGUUGGUGCUGAUUUGAGCCACAUUGUAUGCGAAAAGCUUGCUGCUCCCAUUAUCAAGAGCUACUCUCCAGACUUAAUGGUUCAUCCGUAUCUCUACGACAUUCUGAAUCCUGAGGUGGAAAGGUUUGCUCCAAGAGAAGUAUGGGAAAAGUUGCAGUCAAAGCUGCUUGAGGAUGCAUUACAGCUGAAGGAUUUGGACCUAAUCAUUGAGAAACACAUCUUGCCAAAAGUGAUGACGUUGGUUGAUCGAAUUGACAUGUUCAUUGUGGGUCCUGGUUUUGGUCGCGACCCAUUGAUGCUCAAAACACUCAUUCGAGUAGUAGAGGAGAUCAAGGUGGCCAAUAAACCGGUAAUUCUUGAUGCAGACUCGCUAUAUUUGCUCUCAGUGAAGCCUCUGAUCAUCCAAGGCUACAGCAAGGCCGUGAUCACUCCCAACGUGGUGGAGUUUGGUCGCAUCUGCAGUGCGUUAUCUAUCGACGAUUCUGAUACUAUUGAGACUGCCAAGUUGGUGUCUCAGAAAUUGGGAGGAGUCAUUGUAGUUAGAAAAGGCGAAAACGAAGUGAUUGCUCGGAACUCCAGCUUUCUAGUCAAUAAUAUGGCGGGCUCAGUUCGCCGAGUCGGAGGUCAAGGCGAUACUUUAACAGGAGCAAUGGCUACUUUAUUGCUCUGGGCACAGCACUAUGAGGCUGGCUUUUGGGGCGAACCCAAACAGAAGUUGAACGAGGACGAGCUGUCGAUCUUGGCUGUAUUUGCUGCGUGUUCGUUGGUGAGAUUGGCCAGCUUCAAGGCUUUUGAGAAAUAUAGGAGAGCCAUGCAGACGUCUAAUGUCCAUGAGUUUCUUGGAGAGGCAUACACUGAAUUAUUCGAUAGCGAAGCCAACGAAGGAUGGAAAUGA